Molecule: messenger RNA, 943 nt
Organism: Hibiscus syriacus
Lineage: Eukaryota; Viridiplantae; Streptophyta; Magnoliopsida; Malvales; Malvaceae
Product: remorin-like
Exons: 5
Coding region: 82-687 (201 amino acids)
Source: RefSeq, a predicted model, not a curated record
UCAUUAUAUCAUCCUUUUGCUUAAUCUUUAAAACCUCCUCGUCUCUCUGUUUUCUCUUCUUGUUACCAAAAACAAUAACACAUGGCAGAGGAAGAAGAACCCAAGAAGGUCGAUAACGUCACCCCCUCGGAGCAGCCGCCGCGUCUGCCGGAUCCCGAACCGACUGAAGCACCCAAAGACGUUGCCGAGGAAAAAUCCUUAAUCGCACUUCCUCCCACUGAAGAAAUAGAAAAGCCUGCUGAUUACACAGAAUCCGCCGCACUCGAGACAGAGGCGGCGGAACCAACUGAGGAGAAAAGCACGGAGAGUAGUGUGAAUCGAGAUGCUGUGCUCGCUAGGGUUGAGACAGAGAAGCGAAUUUCACUGAUCAAAGCUUGGGAAGAGAGUGAAAAAACCAAAGCUGAGAACAAAGCUUACAAAAAGCUUUCUUCAAUCGACGCAUGGGAGAAAAGCAAGAAAGGUGCUCUUGAAUCAGAGCUGAAAAGGAUAGAGGAGAAAAUAGAGAAACGGAGAGCCGAAUAUGUGGAGAAAAUGAAAAACAAAGUUGCCUUGAUCCACAAGGAAGCAGAAGAGAAGAAGGCAAUCGUUGAAGCCAAGCGUGGGGAAGAACUUCUCAAGGCGGAGGAGACAGCCGCCAAGUACCGUACCACCGGAGCUACUCCGAAGAAGAUCCUUGGUUGUUUUUAAGGGUAAAAUGAAUCCUUCAAAAGCUCUGGUGUAGAAGAUAGGGUCUUUUGUGUGUUUUUCUUUUUUCUUUUUCGCUUUUAGGGUUAGUUUGGUUUAAUAUAGUGAAGCAACGGCCAUUGUUCAUUAUUCUCUGUGUGUAAAUAGAUAGUGUUAUACCAUUUGGAAGAAAUCACUUAUUGAAUUUGUAACAAACAAGUUUGAUGUAAUAAUGUCGACUCGUGAAGAUUAUAGAUUGAAGUACAUUAUUUAUGUUUUA